AUGCACCUAAUCAUCAAUGCAGGAAAGGGAAACCAAACAGCUCUUGCAGCAUUUAUUCUCGUGGACUUCAACCGUGAGGAUCUACGCAUUUUACUUUUCAUGUUAUUUCUAACUAUCUAUAUAGCAACCAUGGCUGGGAACAUCCUCAUUGUUCUUCUUGUCAUCACUGAUCAGCACCUUCACACCCCCAUGUAUUUCUUCCUGGGGAAUCUGUCCUGCCUGGAGACUUGCUAUAGCUCAACCAUCAUGCCAAGGAUGCUGGUCAGUUUUCUGAGUGGGGAUAAAACCAUUUCUAUUGGUGGAUGCUUUGCACAACUUUAUUUCUUUGGCUUUCUUGCUGGUACAGAAUGUUACUUCCUCGCAGUCAUGUCUUAUGAUCGUUAUUUAGCCAUAUGCAAACCAUUGCAUUAUGCAAUGCUAAUGAAUGGCAGAAUUUGUGUCCAGCUAAUUGCUGUAUCAUGGAUAAGUGGUUCACUGGGGAUCAGUGCCAUCAUAUACUUAGUGUCCAAAUUGAGUUUCUGUGGACCGAACAAAAUUAAUCAUUUCUUCUGUGAUUUUACCCCAGUGAUAAAACUCUCCUGCAAUGACACCUAUUUGGUUGAAAUAACAGCCUUUGUAGUGUGCUCCAUAGGCACCCUUCCCCCAUUCCUAAUAACUCUGACCUCUUAUAUUUGCAUCAUCAAAAGCAUUUUAAGAAUCCCGUCCACCACUGGGAAACAAAAAGCGUUCUCUACCUGCUCCUCUCACCUCACAGUGGUUUCUUGCUUCUAUGGCUCCUUGAUAAUUGUCUAUGGCUUACCAGACAUAAGUUCUUUGAGUGAACUGAAGAAACUGUCUUCUCUGUUCUACACUCUGCUCACCCCACUGGUCAAUCCCCUCAUAUACAGCUUGAGGAACAAAGAAGUAAAGGGAGCAAUAAAUAAAACCUUCAAGAUGCUUUGUAAACCUCAUUCAUGUUCAUGA
This is a messenger RNA of Hemicordylus capensis (graceful crag lizard), 963 nucleotides long. RefSeq names its product olfactory receptor 10A4-like. The transcript has a single exon. The coding region runs from base 1 to 963 and encodes 320 amino acids. NCBI's taxonomy places the organism in Eukaryota, Metazoa, Chordata, Lepidosauria, Squamata, Cordylidae. Gene Ontology annotation, cellular component: membrane. Gene Ontology annotation, biological process: G protein-coupled receptor signaling pathway. The record is from RefSeq and is a predicted model, not a curated record. Gene Ontology annotation, molecular function: olfactory receptor activity; G protein-coupled receptor activity.